CAUCUUUGUCCUGCAUCGACCUCCUGGCCUCGCUUUCCCCUCGAAUAGUGCCAUCACCGGGUUCCUUGUUCUGCUUGGCUGGUCGGUUAUAGCUCCAGCUUUUUAACAGCGUACUCUUGCCGAAUCUUGACCCUUGAGAGCAGAAUGUGGCAUAUUGGACUUGCUGGCCUAUUCAGUUGAAACCCGCUCCCACUGAUUCCCUGACACAAUCGGCAUCCAUACUAUCGCCCUAACUACCACCCUCUCUACCUGCACAAUGGCGUCCGCUGUAUUCUUCUUGGACCUGAAGGGCAAGACCCUUUUAGCCCGCAACUACCGUGGAGAUAUUCCCAUGUCCGCAGUCGAGAAAUUCCCCAUCCUCCUUAACGAAGCCGAAGAAGAAAGCUCCGCCGUCCCUCCCUGUUUCUCCCAUGAAGGAAUCAAUUACCUCUACAUUCGUCACAGCAAUCUCUACAUCCUCGCCCUAACCAAGAGAAAUACCAAUGCCACCGAGAUCCUCCUCUUCCUCCACAAGAUCGUGGAAGUCUUUACAGAAUAUUUCAAAGUCCUGGAGGAAGAGAGUAUUCGCGACAACUUCGUCAUCAUUUACGAGCUGCUGGACGAGAUGAUGGACUUUGGCUACCCUCAGACAACAGAGAGCAAGAUCUUGCAAGAAUAUAUUACACAAGAGUCACACAAGCUUGAGAUCCAAGCCCGACCACCUAUCGCCGUCACAAAUGCGGUCUCCUGGCGAAGCGAGGGCAUUCGCUAUCGCAAGAACGAAGUCUUCCUCGAUGUUGUUGAAUCUCUCAAUCUCCUGGUAUCGGCGUCCGGAAACGUCUUGCGAUCGGAGAUCCUGGGUGCUAUCAAGAUGAAGUGUUACCUGAGUGGUAUGCCGGAGCUGCGGUUAGGCCUUAACGACAAGGUUAUGUUCGAAACGACUGGCCGCGCUACACGAGGCAAGGCGGUCGAAAUGGAGGAUGUCAAAUUCCAUCAGUGCGUCCGACUUUCCAGAUUCGAGAACGACCGGACUAUCAGCUUUAUUCCGCCGGACGGAGAGUUUGAACUUAUGAGCUACCGUCUCAACACGCAGGUCAAGCCUCUAAUCUGGGUAGAGUGUCUGGUCGAAUCACAUUCGGGCUCCCGAAUGGAAUAUAUGUUGAAGGCCAAAGCACAAUUCAAGCGUCGCAGCACUGCGAACAAUGUAGAAAUCCUUGUCCCCGUGCCAGAAGACGCAGACUCUCCCCGGUUCCGCACCAAUAUCGGAAGCGUCCACUACGCGCCCGAAAAGUCGGCGAUCAUCUGGAAGAUCAAGCAGUUCGGUGGAGGGAAGGAGUUCCUCAUGCGCGCCGAACUCGGCCUGCCGUCCGUCAAGGGCGACGACGAGCACGGCGGAGGCAUGACCGGAGGCUUCGGAGGCAGCAUGGGCGGCACCGGGCAAGGCAAAGCCAAGCGACCCAUCAACGUCAAGUUUGAAAUUCCCUACUUCACCACUAGUGGUAUCCAAGUGCGGUACCUGAAGAUCACAGAGCCCAAGUUGCAAUACCCCUCCCUUCCUUGGGUUCGAUACAUUACGCAGUCUGGCGAUAUCGCUGUCCGUAUGCCCGAUGUACAAUGAUUUGAAGCCGCCGUGUUAGCUCAAAUAGACAUUUUUCUUUCUUUUCUGUCCCAGGCCAAAGGUGUCAAGUGGCAGGUAGAGCCUGUCUCCCAGUGUACAGCUCCUGCACCCUCAAUAAUGACUAUACUCCGAACUAUUUUAUUUUACCCACCUCUAAAGCAGCAGGGGUCAAAUGACGCUCAAGCCUAUUUGAGCAGGAGCUCGCAUGAUCGUAUGCUGAGCAUUCGACUGGUUCCAUCUGGAGGCUAAAGAGAAAAGUUGUACCAAUAUGCAAAUAAUGUCCGACGAUAGAUGUGAUUUAAAUUCGACGAACAUUGGCAAUUGUCCUUA
Aspergillus novofumigatus IBT 16806 is the source of this 1927-nucleotide messenger RNA. Its product is annotated as AP-1 complex subunit mu. Bases 257 to 1597 code for a protein of 446 amino acids. The transcript is spliced from 6 exons. Gene Ontology annotation, biological process: intracellular protein transport; vesicle-mediated transport. Lineage: Eukaryota; Fungi; Ascomycota; Eurotiomycetes; Eurotiales; Aspergillaceae. The record is from RefSeq and is a predicted model, not a curated record. Gene Ontology annotation, cellular component: clathrin-coated vesicle; clathrin adaptor complex. Gene Ontology annotation, molecular function: clathrin-cargo adaptor activity.